Seminavis robusta is the source of this 1471-nucleotide messenger RNA. The record is from the annotation of a GenBank genome assembly. NCBI's taxonomy places the organism in Eukaryota, Bacillariophyta, Bacillariophyceae, Naviculales, Naviculaceae.
CAAGAUGCCAUUUAAAGGGCGUGACGUCAUGGAUCUUACCCCCGCGACCAAGAUCACCUCGAAAGUCUUUCUCCAUCUUUCGCACAUCUUUCAGCUUUCUCACAAUUCCAUUGCAACAAAGCCAUCAAAGAAAGAAGCAAGUCAAGGCCAACUAAUAACAAAGCAAUAAUACCAAAGCAACCAUGAACGAAGACGAGUGUCCGUAUGAGAUUUUGGGUGUGCCCAAGGAUGCCAAUGAGAGUGACAUUAAGAAAGCCUACCGAAAGCUUGCCUUGAAAAAUCAUCCCGAUAAGCAGCCCACCGAAGAAGCCAAGGAGAAAGCACAAUCCGUCUUUGCUAAAAUUGCCAAUGCCUACGAGAUACUCAGUGAUCCAGAAGAACGAGAGCAAUAUGAUUUGAGAAAGAAAUACGGAGGAGCUCCCGGCACACGAUACACUACCACCGCCACCCCCGCCUCUUCACAACCCACGUAUACUACUCCUUCCGGUACACCGGCAGGCAGUACUAGCAAUAGUUAUCCACGCACCACGCGACGCACUUCUUCCACGCCCACUUCCACAGGAAAAGGAGGCCCUGCCAGCACGUCGUAUUCCGUCAAGGAUGGUCAGUACACGGCCACGGUCACCACGGAUGAUGGGUGCACGUACACGUUCGGGGGAUCCGCCAAUGAAUUCCAAGAUCCCUACGAUGUCUUUCGCAAAGUCUUUCAAGACAAGUUGGGAGAAGAUUUGCCCGCGGGAAUGCAAUCACCCAAACGAACCACAAUGCCCACCGCCAACAACUCCAGUAUGCCCACUAGCACUUUCAACGACAUGCCCACUAGCAUGCCACAACCCAAAAAGACGGUCCGUACUGGAACUCGCACAUCCACCAAAAUCGAGGGUGACAUGAAGAUCAUCACCAAAACGGAAACACUGCCGGACGGAAGGACCCGCACGUCCGUGGAACAUGUUCCCAUUGAUACCAACCCAACCACAACUACAUUCACUCCAAUGCAAACCGCCCCAAUCCAAACUACAACCGCCGCAACUCCAACCCCAACGACUCCCAAAAAGAAGAAAUUUUCAUUCUUUCCACAAAGACAACAAAAGCAGCAACAAAAGCAACCCCAUCGCAGUAGCAUGAUGCAACCCACCAACCGAAUGACAAUGCCUCCUACCAAUAUCCAAAGUGGUGGGAGCCAACCAAUGGGACGAUCCAUGAAGACGCGAACGAUCCAACACGACAAUGGGACGGUCGAAACCAUUACUGAAAUCACCGAAACCAUGGCGGAUGGAUCCACACGCACCAGUAGUUCGUCCAAAUUCUCCAGCGACAACAGCAACAGUACUGGAAGUCGUCGCAGCAGCAUGCCCACCAGACGCCGCAUGGUGGUCAUGGGCUAGAGACUGCUCUUGCAGCUGGUAUAGUAGAGUCAAGCAAUAAUGUUUCAUAGUUUCAUAUUAUAGUUAUCUAUCUAUUGAUUGUGCUA